Molecule: messenger RNA, 2139 nt
Organism: Rhinopithecus roxellana (golden snub-nosed monkey)
Lineage: Eukaryota; Metazoa; Chordata; Mammalia; Primates; Cercopithecidae
Product: zinc finger protein 723-like
Exons: 6
Coding region: 1-2139 (712 amino acids)
Biological process (GO): regulation of transcription by RNA polymerase II
Molecular function (GO): DNA-binding transcription factor activity; RNA polymerase II cis-regulatory region sequence-specific DNA binding
Source: RefSeq, a predicted model, not a curated record
AUGAACCGCAGCAGCAGCCGAAGCUCCCACGCCCGGGCUCGCCCAGCUCAGGGACGCCUUAGCUGCAACCCUGGGUCGAGGCCCAGCUCCGUUGCGCAGAAAGCCGAGGCCAACCAGAGCAUUUCCUGGACGAGACCUCUGGGCCCGCGGGGCCAGUUCCUCCUACCAGCUUCCUGCUGCCAUCUCCCCUUCCAUCAGAGGGACGCUCAGGAUGGCGCAGGGGCCCGGAGACACUGUGAAGAGUCCAGGGAAGUGAGGAGGGACUGGGCCGGGCAGCCUCAGGCCCAUCGCAGGACAGCACUUCUCACUUCUGAGCAGAGAUCAGCCACUGCCAAGGUGGACAACUUGAGGUAUGGAGUAUAUCCUCUCCAGGGAGGAGGUGGAUGCCCUGGGACUGAGAGGCAUCUCCUGGCAUACUCUUUUUUUGAUAAGGGACCAUUGACAUUCGUGGAUGUGGUAAUAAAAUUUUCUCCAGAAGAGUGGCAAUUCCUGGACACUGCACAGCAGAAUUUAUAUAGGGAUGUGAUGUUAGAGAACUACAGAAACCUGGUCUUCCUGGGUAUUGGUGUCCCUAAACCAGAUUUGAUCACCUGUCUGGAGCAAGGAAAAGAGCCCUGGAAUAUGAAAAGACACAAGAUGGUAGCCAAACCCUCAGUUGUGUAUGCUCAUUUUGCCCAAGACCUUUGGCCAGAGCAGGGCAUAAAAGAUUCUUUCCCAAAAGUAAUACUGAGAAGAUGUGGAAAAUAUGGACAUGACAAUUUACAAUUAAGAAAAGGCUGUGAAAGUGUGGAUGAGUGUAAGAUGCACAAAGGAGGUUAUGAUGAAAUUAAGCAAUGUUUGAUAACUACCUGGAGCAAAAUAUUUCAAUGUGAUAAAUAUGUAAAAGUCUUUCAUAAAUUUUCAAGUUCAAAUAGCCAUAAGAUAAGACAUACUGGAAAUAAUUCUUUCAAAUGUAAAGAAUGUGGCAAAUCAUGUUGCAUGCUUUCACACCUAACUCAGCAUGAAAGAAAUCAUACUAGAGUGAAUCGUUACAAAUGUAAAGAAUGUGGCAAAGCCUUUAGUAUGCCCUCAAGUCUUAAUAAUCAUAAGAUAAUUUAUACUGGAGAGAAACCCUACAAAUGUGAAGAAUGUGGCAAAGCUUAUAACUGGCCUUCAAUCAUUAGUAAACAUAAGAUAAUUCAUACUGGAAAGAAACCCUACAAAUGUGAAGAAUGUAGUAAAGCCUUUAGUGAGUCCUCAAGCCUUAAUAUUCAUAAGAGAGUUCAUACUGGAGAGAAACCCUACAAAUGUGAAGAAUGUGACAAAGCCUUUAGUGAGUCCUCAAGCCUUAAUAAUCAUAAGAGAAUUCAUACUGGAGAGAAACCCUACCAAUGUGAAGAAUGUGGCAAAGACUUUAUUGUGUCCUCAAGCCUUAGUAAACAUAAGAGAAUUCACACUGGAGAGAAACCCUACAAAUGUAAAGAAUGUGGCAAAGCCUUUAAUGUGUCCUCAUGCCUUAAUUAUCAUAAGAGAAUUCAUACUGGAGAGAAACCCUACAAAUGUAAAGAAUGUGGCAAAGCCUUUAUUGUGUCCUCAAGCCUUAGUAAACAUAAGAGAAUUCAUACUGGAGAGAAACCCUACAAAUGUAAAGAAUGUGGCAAAGCCUUUAAUGUGUCCUCAUGCCUUAAUUAUCAUAAGAGAAUUCAUACUGGAGAGAAACCCUACAAAUGUGAAGAAUGUGACAAAGCCUUUAGUAUGUCCUCAAGCCUUAGUAAACAUAAGAGAAUUCAUACUGGAGAGAAACCCUACAAAUGUGAAGAAUGUGGCAAAGCUUUUAAAAUAUGUGCACACCUUACUACACAUAACAGAAUUGAUACUGGAGAGAAACCCUACAAAUGUGAAGAAUGUGGCAAAGCCUUUAACCCAUCCUCAUCCCUUACUGUACAUAACAGAAAUCAUACUGGAGAAAAACCUUACAAAUGUAAACAAUGUGGCAAAGGUUUUAUCGAAUCCUCAUCCCUUACUAAAUAUAAGAUAAUUCAUACUGCAGAGAAACCCUACAAAUGUGAAGAAUGUGGCAAAGCCUUUAACAAGUCCUCAAUUCUUAACAUACAUAAGAUGAUUCAUACUAAAGAGCAAGCACAAACCUUAAAGGUGUGA